This is a messenger RNA of Lachancea dasiensis, 1617 nucleotides long. The record is from the annotation of a GenBank genome assembly. Lineage: Eukaryota; Fungi; Ascomycota; Saccharomycetes; Saccharomycetales; Saccharomycetaceae.
AUGAGAAUAGGAUUAGGUGUAGAUCUUGGGUCCACCGACGUUAGGGUAGGAGCUUACGACUUAUCCACAGAUCAACCGAUUAAGGUUGUGUCAGAAAGUGUUUGUUACUAUAAUCAUGGGUCCAAGCGUUUUACGCAAAGCACGCAUGAGAUCAUGACAGCGCUUUUCAGAUGCGUUGACGAACUUGCGAUUGACAUCAACAACGUGGAGUCUUGUGGUGUUGCAGCGACAUGUUCCAUGGCAGUCUUUAGCCAACAUUCCACCGGGAAAUUGAGGCCUUUUGACGUUUACAAAUUAAAGACCAGUGCAACUCAAAAUGUGGUGUUCUGGAUGGAUGGUUCUGCCGCCAGCGAUGCGAUCGAUGUCAACAGAAGGGCCAACUUUGAAAAGGAUUUCAUGGGUGGAGCUUUCAUACCCGAGAUGGGAGUUCCUAAAUUACGCUCUAUCCUGCAUAAUCUGAGGAAAAGUGAGGAACUGCAAAAUUUGGAAGUAUUUGACCUCCAUACUUAUAUUGCCUAUGAAAUGGCCAAUCGAUACGACUGGAACGCUAGUAUGCUUUCCAAAAAACCCAACAAAAAUGGGAUCGGUCAUGACGGAGAGCUAACAGGCUGGAAAGAUGAAUUCUACGCUACAAUUCUAGCGUUACCCAGUAACGUUAAGAUUGGACCAACGCAAGUCAAUGAUAGGCCUCAUGCGGUGGAUGUGACAAGCUGCAUAGACUGCUACUCUAGCUAUUUUGCGAUAUCCUCACCAACUCCAGACAAAUCGCUUACCAUGGUUGCCGGAACAUCUACAUGCUACUUAUAUGCAAGCUCGAAAGACCUUGGUUGUAUCCCUGGUGUCUGGGGACCUUUCACAAAUAUCUUAGACAGCACAAGUAAGGGCAACUGGUUUGUGUACGAAGCAGGUCAAUCUACGACAGGAAAACUCCUCGAGCAUCUCUUCGAAACCCACCCAGCAGCUCGAGAAUAUGUCAGUAAUCGAGACAGAUUAUUAGAAUUGAUUGAGAGUAGCAUUGAAGAGAUCGAGGAAGAGUCUCUUCAAUCCAUCCAUCUCCAUACAAAAUACAUCUUCGUCUAUGGCGAGCUUCAAGGAAACCGAACUCCUUAUUGCGAUCCUGACAUGGCCGGUAUGCUGAUUGGCGAAACAACGGAUUACUCUUUCCAAGACCUGGUAUUCAAAUAUGCAGCGAUCUUGGAAUUCCUCGCUUUUCAAACGAGGCAUGUGAAAGAAUGCCUUGGUGCUGAAAUUCAAGACAUAAGAGUUUCCGGAAGUCAAGCUGUGAAUGCCAGACUCAUGGCCCUAAUCUCCAUCGUUAAUGGAAAUAUACCUGUAAAAGUUGCCACAGCAAACUCUAAUCUCAUGGGUGUCAAAGGCGCAUAUUUGAUGGGCAAAGCAGCUCAUCUCAAAAAAAAUGUGAUAGACAUUAUAGCAACAAACUCAACCCAAGAUUCCCUGCUGACUAGAGUUAGCGCUCCUAGUCAUUUACAUGACAAUCAUAAGAUAAAAAGUUUACUGGAGGCCAAGUACCACAUCUACCUCGACAUGGCUACAACACAGCGGAAGUACAGAUCAUGGGUGAACGAGAGUUUGACAUUGAGCAAAACAUCUAGCUAA